GCGCAAGCACAACCAUGCUCGCCCCUCGGCUGCCGCUCGGCCCGGCCGGGCUGCUGCUGCUGCUGCUGCUGUUGCUGCUCUUCCAGCUGCCGCUGCCCGGCCGGCCGGAUCCUGAAGCCAGUUGCGAUCCGGACGGCUGUUACGCGCUCUACUCCCAGCCGCGCAGCUUCCUCGAGGCCUGGCGGGCUUGCCGGGAGCAAGGGGGCAACCUGGCCACGCUGAAACGAGCCGAGGAAGCGGCCCAGGUGAGCCAGCUGCUGGCCGGCAGCCGCCAGCCCGGCCCGCCCCGUCUCUUCUGGAUCGGGCUGCAGCGCCAGCCGCGGCAGUGUUUCCCGCAGCGGCCCCUGCGCGGCUUCAGCUGGGUCACCGGCGAGCAAGAGACGGCUUACAGCAACUGGGCCCGCGCCGUCGGGGCGGCUGCGGGAGCCGCCGGCUGCGCCGCGCCGCGCUGCGUGGCCUUGGACGACCGCGACUUCCAGUGGCUGGAAGGCUCCUGCGCGGGGCCCGUGGACGGCUACCUCUGCCGCUUCGGCUUCCGAGGGAUGUGCGCCGGCUUGGAGGCCGUCGAAGAAGGGGCCAGCGUGGCCUACGAGGCUCCCUUCGGGCAGCUGGCCGCCUCUGCCUCCGCCGUCGGGGCUCCCCCGCGUUUCCUGCCCUUCGGGACCGUGGCCUCCGUGGGCUGCCCGGGCGGCUCCUCUCUGCUGUCCCUGCUGUGCCUGCAGAAGGAGGACGGGCGCGUGGGCUGGUCCAAGAACCCUCCGCUGUGCCGGGACCCGUCCGGCGGCGCCUCCUCCUCCUCUUCCUCCUCUUCUUCCUCCUCCUCCUCCUCCUCCGCGGCGGCCUCGGCUUCGGCGGCCAGCUGGUGCGAGGGAGACAACGGCGGCUGCCAGCAGCUGUGCGUGGACGAGGGCUCGGGCUACGCCUGCGAGUGCCAUGCCGGCUACCUGCUGCUCCCCGACGGCCACUCCUGCGCUGCCCACGACCCCUGCCGCCACCGGCCCUGCCAGUUCGACUGCGUGGCCGAGGAGGAGGAGGAGAGCGGCGACGGCUACAGGUGCCGCUGCCCCGCCGGCUACGAGCUGGCUUCCGACGGGCACCAGUGCGAGGAUUUGGACGAGUGCCUGGAAGCGCCGUGCGAGCACCAGUGCGAGAACACGGAGGGCUCCUUCCUCUGCCGCUGCCACCUGGGCUUCAGCCCCGCCGAGGACGAGCCCGGCCAGUGCGUGGACACCGACGAGUGCCAGAUCCCGGGCGUCUGCCAGCAGAUGUGCGUGAACUACGUGGGCGGCUUCGAGUGUUACUGCACCGAGGGCUUCGACCUGGAAGCCGACGGCAUCAGCUGCAGCCCCGUGGAGGGGCUGGACGGGCCCGACGCCACCCCGCCCGAGGCCUGGCCCGACGACCCUGCUUUCCACGUGCGCUUCACCACCCGGGAGGCGGACGACCUGAGCGCCCAGCCGCCCCAGCCACCGCCGGCGGUCCGCUUCUCGCUUUUCCGCGACGGGGAGGCCGGCUCCUCGUCGGAUUCGGCCGCUUCGUUCUUGUCGGUGCCCGACCGGCUGGUCUUCCCUCCUCCGGUACCGUCCACGGAGGCCCCCGAGUUCGACGUCGCGUGGGACGGCCACUUUUCUCCCCUGGAGCACGGGUUCUCCCCUCCGGGGCACCCCGAGGUCCUCCAUCCCACCCCCGCGGCUUCCGAUCCUCCUCCUCCUCCUCUCCCUCCGACGUCUCCUGCGGUCACGCCCACUCCGGAUGACCCCGCGGACCUUCCGACUCCCCCGUCUCCCUCCCCUUCGGAUGAGAAGGGGGACCCCGUCGUCGGGGGAGUCAGGGCGGCCCUCCCCACCUCUCCUCCCCCCAGCCCGGCUUCUUCUGGGGAGGGACGGCAGAGGAAGGACGACCGCUGGCUCUUGGUGGCUUUGUUGGUGCCCAUUUCGGUCUUCCUGGUGAUCAUGUUGGCUCUGGGCAUCGUUUACUGUACCCGCUGCGGAGCUCAGGCCAAAAGUAGGAGCGUCACCCAGUGUUACCGCUGGGUGGUCAACCCGUCGGAGAAAACCGCCCCGCCCGCCUCGGCCAACCGACCUUGCCAACCGGCCACUUGCCGGACCAGUGUUUGAACCCCGGAGCCGCAGCCCCGGGGGGUGGGGGUAAAGGCGGGUGGGGGAGGAAGGCUAGAUGGCCUUGCUUGCUCCCGAGCCAGGUGGGCACACAAGGACCCCAAACCCUGCAAAUGCCAGUGAGGGUUCCCCCCCUCCCCUUUGCCGCAUCUGGGACAGCCUGCCAGGAUGCAGAGAGACCCAGCUGGAGGGGCGCCCGGGGCUGGUUUCCCUCCCCCACCGCACCGCACCCCAGGCUCGGGGUGAGCCCCAAAACCGACUCAGAACUUGCUUGCUGGAGUAAAGAGACUUUUUUUGGGGGGGGGGAGAUGGGGGGGGCGCAGAAGCCCCUUCCUAUUGCAACGUGGCGCCCCCUCCCCCCUGGCUUGCGACCCGGUGCUGCUGGAGACCCGGAGGUGCCUUUUUUUUUUAUCCAAAGAGACUUCCCAGACAGUGGAAAUGAAGG
Messenger RNA from Pseudonaja textilis, 2562 nucleotides. NCBI's taxonomy places the organism in Eukaryota, Metazoa, Chordata, Lepidosauria, Squamata, Elapidae. The record is from RefSeq and is a predicted model, not a curated record.